UUUCAACUCUACAUUUUCUUUCCCACCAAACACCUUUUUCCAUUAUAUAUAUAUAUAUACAUAUACUCGGUGUCGUAUAAUAUUUGUUUGUAUUGCGAGUUCUCCAGAACAGUUUCUCAUUCUCUCUCAUUUUCUUUUCCUUCACGUAAAGAACAGGUAUAGAACGAAUAGGAUAGGGGUGAAAAAGAAAGAUCUGAGGAGUUUUGCUUUUCGAGCUUCAGAAAUUAAUUAAAGAUUCUCCAAAUGGGCUCGAUUCCAUCGGAGCUGAGUUUGGAUUUCAGAGCAAGUUAUGUUCCGAAAUCGAUCCAUGAAUUUCUCAACGAGGUUUCCUCCAUCGAAAAUGUGUCCGAGAGGGCCACGAAGCUUGGCGAUUUCGUCCGAAGAUUGGAAGAGGAAAUGAAGAAGAUCGACGCAUUCAAACGCGAGCUUCCUCUAUGCAUGGUUUUGUUGAGCGACGCUAUUCUAGCUCUGAAAAAGGAGUCAUCCCAAUGUGCAGUGACAACAAAUCCUCAGCCAGUGCUUGAGGAGUUUAUACCAUUGAAGAAGGAUUGUGAAGAAGAAGAUGAAGAACAUGAGGAGAAUAACAAAAACAAAAGUGAAAAAGACUCAAGAGAUAAAAAGAACUGGAUGAGCUCUGUUCAGCUAUGGAACACGGAUGAUAUUUCCAGCAGUGAUCAUAUAACCAAGAAUCUAAAGCAAAAUUCUAAGACUCAAACUAAGAUGAGUAACGAGAAGGUUUUGAAAAUUGAGGACCCAUUUCAGAGUUGUAGAGAUAGGACUUCAGGGAGGGCUUUCGCACCGUUUAUUAAGCCGUAUUCUGGUUUUUUGGUAAGGAAGGAAGAGAAAGAUGAGUUUUCGAUUCCAGGGCUUUCUUUGCUUACUACGGGCUUGAAGAAUCCCAAGGAGGAAUCGGGUUGCGGCAGUGGUAGAUCCAAUUCUGGUCGAGCUGUAUCUUCCUCUCCAGCCAAUGUUCAUUCGAAUUUACGAAUUGGGUCACAGCAGACUGCUCGGAAACAGAGAAGGUGCUGGUCACCUGAACUGCACAGGCGAUUCGUCAAUGCCUUGCAGCAACUCGGUGGUUCACAAGUGGCCACCCCUAAGCAAAUUAGAGAACUCAUGCAAGUAGAUGGUUUGACCAAUGAUGAAGUGAAGAGUCAUUUGCAAAAAUUUAGACUUCACACAAGGAGAGUUCCAUCAGGCACAUCAGCUCAUGCAAACCAAUCGGUUGUCGUUUUAGGUGGCUUAUGGAUGAGCCCAGAUCAAUACGGCGAUUCUUCAAAAGCUAGUAGUGCACAGUCAGGUUCUCCCCAAGGUCCCCUCCAGCUAGCUGCAACUAGAGGUGGAAGCCCCACUACAGGGGAUGAUGACAGCAUGGAAGAUGAUGAUGAUGAUGAUGCUAAAUCUGAAGGCUUUAGCUGGAAAAAUCACCUUCAUAAAACCUUGAAAGAUGAUGUAUAGAGAAAGUCACCAAGAGAAUUUUGCAGAUAAAAUUAUAUACACCAUUGGAUAAGAAAAAUAAUACAACAGCAUGUAAAAAGAACCUCGAGUCUUUUGAUAAUAGAGUGAGAGAAGAGAGACAGAGAGCGGCUAUUAAAAUUUUGCAGGAUUAGUUUUCUUUGGUUAUCUCAAAGAUGGGUUUUUCUUUUUAUUUUUUCUUUUUCUUUUAUGGAGUUGGUAUAAGAACUUUUACUAAUUUUUUCUUUCUUCUUCCUUUUGUGUUGAAAAUUUACUAUCUGAAAUUGUUGUUCAAAACUCAGUUUGAUUGA
Messenger RNA from Humulus lupulus (European hop), 1766 nucleotides. Its product is annotated as transcription factor HHO2-like. The transcript has 5 exons. Gene Ontology annotation, molecular function: DNA-binding transcription factor activity; DNA binding. Gene Ontology annotation, biological process: regulation of DNA-templated transcription. The record is from RefSeq and is a predicted model, not a curated record. NCBI's taxonomy places the organism in Eukaryota, Viridiplantae, Streptophyta, Magnoliopsida, Rosales, Cannabaceae. The coding region runs from base 244 to 1458 and encodes 404 amino acids.